Leguminivora glycinivorella is the source of this 4454-nucleotide messenger RNA. Its product is annotated as phospholipase A1-like. Gene Ontology annotation, molecular function: lipase activity. The record is from RefSeq and is a predicted model, not a curated record. NCBI's taxonomy places the organism in Eukaryota, Metazoa, Arthropoda, Insecta, Lepidoptera, Tortricidae. Bases 3109 to 4221 code for a protein of 370 amino acids. The transcript is spliced from 6 exons.
UGACAUUUACAGUUUACUCCCCUUUCAUUUUGGCCAUUUUCUACAUUAAAUAUUAAUAAAUUAAUGAAAAUAUUAUUUUCAAUCUCUACAGGCUAACGAUGUUCAUAAGUAUUCUUUAUUUCAAAGCGACAGCAUAAGUAGUUUUCGAGAUAUUUAGUAAUGUGACAGACAGACAGACGGACGGACAGAAUCGCAACAUAGGGGCUCCUUUUGUACCUCAAUAAGUCAAUUGUUUUAUUAUGGUCUGCAAAACAACAGUUGAAUCAAGCGGUUCUUGAUUCAAUAAUAUUAUAACAAAUAUUUUAGACAGUGUCACCAUAGCGCCUGCAAUUAAACACUUACUUCAUUUAUAAAAGUUCACUAAAGUUAUCAAGCCGAUAAAGUUCGUUUGUCCCUUUCCGGCGUAUUGGUGUGAUAGAAAGGAACAAACGAACUUUAUCGGCUUGAUAACUUUAGUGAGCGUUUAUGAAUAAGGCGGUUAGCAUAUAUUAAUUCUUGUUUAACAUAUCCUAUCUAGUUUGUUUUGGAGUUGUCAUACUAUCGACAGCCGACUUUAAAUUAGGCAGAUAAUUAAAUUGCUGGGCAUAUCGUGAAAUUGUGUCUCUCGUUUACUGAGUCGAAUUUUUAAUUUCGUAUACCUAUAAUACACUUUAGCCUUCUAACAUUUAAUUCUAUUUUUGUACAUAAUAAAUACAUUUACCGGAUACCUUAUAACUUACUUUAUGUGCACUGACUAUCUUAAAAAUAUGGUCGUAUUUAUCUUAAACCAAGUAAUUAUAUAAAAACAGUGCUUUGUGGAUUUUUAUUUGAAAUCCCCUUCUGACCCGGCAAAAAAAAUCAAAAUAAUUAUGCAAAAGUAAUUAGUAAAAAUUGACGUCUUCAUUUUUACAGUGAUUUCAAUAUUCUGCGUGUCGGCUGUAGAAUUUAACAGGACUGCUGAGGGGCACCACCAAGGAUUACUUGCAGAUUGUCCAGGGUCCGAGAAACCUGUGUCCAUCAGCAGAAAAAGCCUCGAACGACUCAGAAUAUCAGUGAUAGGCCCUGGAAUAUUUCCUUACACCUGGUACACAUCCUUUAACUACUAUCAUGUCAAAAACAUUGUUAAAAACCCUGAAAUCGACUUCAAGAAUAAAAAGACGUUUAUGUACGUCGGAGGAUAUGGCGAGAACAUAAUGGUGGGCCUUGGAAGAUAUUUAGCAAACAUGUACAAGGAAAUGGGGUAUAAUAGCCUUGUGCUGGAUACUUUCGAGUUUACUGUGCGAUACUAUCCUGAAGCCGCGAGGGUUAUGCGAGGCGUAGGAAAACACACAGGCGAAAUGUUAGCCCAGCUAACAAAACAGGGUCUAAACCCAAAGAACUUGACGAUUCUUGGGCUCAGUCUAGGUGGAGAGACCAUAAGUUUUAUAGCAAAGAGCUAUCAGCAAAUCACCGGAAAAAACAUCUCUUUCCUUAUAGCUUUAGACCCCGCUGGACCUUGCUACAGAAAGCUGGGCUCUAAAUACAGACUUGACCCUUCUGAUGCCGAUUUUGUUCUAAGCAUCGCUACAAAUAUAGACGGUAUGGGCAUAAAUAUUCCUGUUGGAACUGCGACGUUUUAUGUCAACGGAGGGGAGUAUCAACCUGGACAUUUUCCUUUAAUGCCGUGCGGAAUUUUUUGCAGCCACUUGUGGGUUUUAAUUCUUUGGUUAUCAGCUUUAUACAAUCCAGGAAUAUUCGUGGGCAUAAAGUGUGAUUCUGUAGAUCAGGCUAGAAAUGGCAUGUGCUUUAACAAUACGCCGAUGAUAACAAACACUAUGGAUAUGGGUAUAGAUAAGACUAAACCGGGCAUUUAUUAUUUGCCCACGACGAAUGGAAUGCCGUAUGGUGUGGGGAUGAAAGGUUUGAAAAAGUGGAUGAAAGACAAGGCUCGUUUAGAAGAGCUUAAGUCAGCAUAUCGUAAACCUUGAUUGUUAACGAAAUUUACAAAUUAGGUCUCAAUUUCAACAGCCGUCAGUUUAUUUUUGACUAGUUUGUCCCGUCAAUUCAAAUGUAUAUAUGCACUAAACAAAAUUGCUUGAUGUUUCUUCAUUUUACCUUUCUUUUAAAGUUUAAUUAGCUUUUUAAGAUUUAUUCCUGUUAGAUCUACUAUUUCUGCCAAAUAUUAGACCAAUAACUCCAAUUUGUUACCUAGUUAUAUAGGUAUAUAGGUACAACAUCACAUAAAUCAUAUUAUAAGCCUCUUUUUAAAGAUAUUUGAAAAACAUGUAAAAUAAAAAAAUUGUAACACAAUUUUAAUUUAAAAUUUUGAGUUAAAAUCAAGUGAAUUCCUUUAACAACAUACCAAAUGGGAGGUAUCUACACAAUGUUUGACAUUGUUAUCAUUGUGGUGCUUUUUUAUAUUUUUAUCGGUAGAAAUACCGUAAAUGUCUCACCAAUUUACAGUGUCGCAGUAUAGUAAAACACUUAAACCAAGGGAUGAAAGUCACGUUUUAGUGUAGGUAAUUGGAAUGAUGGUGAGAACAAUCUUCUCCGAGACCAUUGAAAUGUUAAAGGUCAGUUUUAAAUGUAACUAUACGCGAUUAAGUCCCUAUUCAAAAGUAAAAAUAAAGAUGGAGAAUGGUGCUGGCUGAAUUAUGAAUGAAUCGGAAUGACUUUAUCAUCAAUAGUUCAAGGACAAAAGUGACGCAACAAGUUACAGGUCAAUAUUGACUUUGCUAUGAUAUAUCUUAGGAUAUAUUAGGAAACUGGACCAUGUUGACUUUUGAAAAUACACCUUAGUCAAAAAAUAGCACAUACAUAGUUAACCAAGGUGAGAACACCAAUAGUCAGAGACGAGAGUGUACCUAAUGCUAAUAAUAAAGAUUUUACGAAUUAAAUAAAACCUUCAAACCAAUAUUUGCCUUUACAAAAUUAUGCAAUAGCAAUUAACAAAAAAUAAUAUACCAUUUUCAUAGCUACAUACAAAUAUAUUUGCGUCAGUUAUACAUUAUUCCAUUUUAACAUAUAUAUUUAAACAAAGAAACUCUUUGAAAUGUACCUACUCUGUAGAUAUUUUUAGCAGUCUGUGCAAAACACAUUAUCAAGUUGGAAAUCAUUCCGAAACAAAAUUCAUACCAGAAAUAUAAAAAAAUGCGUAUUUAUGUGAAAAUGCAAGGCUGUAGAUUGAAGAUUGUAGUAUAUCUCGUAGUGUUUUUAUUGAAAUUUGUGUCAUCAGUGGAAUUCAAUCGGACUGCAGAAGGUUUUCACCAGGGAGAGCUCGCGACUUGUCCAGGAUCAGAAAAGCCCGUCAGCAUUAGCCGAAGAAAUCUCGAACGACUUAGAAUAGCAGUUAUCGGUCCCGGCGCCUUUUCUAUAGCCUGGUACACUAUGUACAACUACUUUCAUAUCAAAAACAUGAUCAAGAACCCCAGCAUAGACUUCAAGAACAGGAAGACUGUAUUAUAUGCUGGAGGGUAUUCGGAGAUGAUGGGAUUUGGUCCGGGGAGAUACUUGGCGAGUCUGUACAAGGAGAUGGGGUAUAAUGCACUUGUGUUGGAGACGUUUGAGUUCUCUAUGCGGUAUUAUCCUGAAGCAGCACGAGUUAUGCGAGGAGUUGGAAAACACACAGCCGAAAUGCUAGCAGUUCUCACCAAGCAGGGUUUAAACCCGAAAAACCUUACCAUCCUCGGCCUCAGUCUCGGCGGGGAAACCAUGAGCUUCAUAGCCAAGAGCUACCAACAGAUCACCGGGAAAAACAUUUCCCUACUUAUAGGCUUGGACCCUGCUGGACCCUGUUACAGACAACUAGGUCCUAAAUACAGACUUGAUCCUUCUGAUGCCGAUUUCGUCAUGAGCAUAGCUACAAAUAUAGACGGUCUCGGUAUUGGUCUUCCUGUUGGAACUGCUACAUUCUACGUCAAUGGAGGAGAAUACCAACCAGGUCACAUUCCUUUAAUAUCUUGCGGUGUCUUCUGUAGUCACUUAUGGGCUUUGAUUCUUUGGAUAUCAGCGUUAUACAAUCCAGGAAUAUUUGUGGGUAUCAAAUGCGAUUCCGUCGACCAGGCUAGGAAUGGCAUGUGCUUUAAUAACACUCCAGUAAUAACUAAUAAUAUGGACAUGACUAUAGAUGUAACGAAGCCAGGUAUUUAUUAUGUGCCAACGACCAGUGGGCAUCCUUAUGGAGUAGGGAUGAAAGGGUUGAAGAUGUGGAUGAAAACGAAGGAGAGGUUAGAACGGUUAAAGUCAAAGAGAGACAAACAUUGAUUUAUAAUUUUAAACAGAAUUACAUUUUUUAAAGAAGAGAGUAUUCGCCUAUUCUUAUUUUUUCUGUAUAGGUAUUUUACGGAAGGAUUACAUGUCUAAGUUUCGUGACGCAUUGGUAAUGCUGUAAUGUCAUGUAAAGGUGUUUUACUAAUAAAUAAAUAAAUAAUAAUAAAUGGCGUUUUGUUUGAUUAUGCUAUUAACUUGAUUUUUGCGUGCGUGAUAUAGAAUGUUUA